GCAGAGAGGAACACACAAGUGCUGAGUGACUGUACGCGUUGUGCUUGCCUGCUGCGGACGCUUGUGUUUGUUUGCUGACUGAAGUGUUGUUCUGUCUGCACCGCGCCAAGGGAAAUCGCCACCUAACAAAGCCCCGACUGUGUGCGGUCUAGCAACUGGAAACAGGAGAGGGAGUCAGAAAGUGUGAGGAGAAACAGUUUGGCGCUCCACUGCAGAUCUGCGAAGAUGCAAUGCCAAGAGUUCACACUCUAACGGAUGCCGCUUACCUGUAGUACAUCUUAAAGCUGGCUCAAGAGAGGACGGGACAGUCUGAUUGCUGACUUCACAAGCUGCAUGGGGGUUCUAGUGUGUUGUGACUGCUUCUUUUACAGGAAAUCCAAAACGAAGCCCAAUGGAAAGAAAGCGCCCGCUGAAGAAAAGAAGCACUACAUGGAGCCAGAGUACACAAAAGUGCGGGUCAUGGACUUCGACCUGAAAGAUUUGGUGGCGCUUCCCACCAAAGAGAUCGACCUCAACGAAUGGCUCGCCAGCAACACAACAACCUUCUUCAAUCUGAUAAAUCUGCAGUAUAGCACAAUCUCAGAGUUUUGCACUGGGGACACAUGUCAAGCCAUGACGGCCUGCAACACCAUAUACUACUGGUAUGAUGAGAGGGGGAAGAAGACGAAGUGCACAGCACCUCAGUAUGUCGACCUUGUCAUGACUUUCGUGCAGAAAUUAGUGACUGAUGAAGAUAUCUUCCCCACAAAAUAUGGCAAAGACUUUCCCAACUCGUUCGAGUCUCUGGUGAAGAAGGUCUGCCGGUAUCUGUUUCACGUGUUGGCUCACAUCUACUGGGCUCACUUUAAAGAGACCGUGGCUCUGGAGCUGCAGGGACACUUGAACACACUGUUUGCACAUUUCAUCGUCUUCGUCAGAGAAUUCAACCUGGUCGAGCCCAAGGAGACCUGCAUCAUGGACGACCUGUCAGAGGUGCUGUGCGCCCCCCUGCCGCCCCAUACACACAAUCACGUGACCGAGAGAUGAGCCUCGAACUCCAGGAAGACGACGAAACGUGCAAGGCCCCCUUGGAAGGGCCCCUCCAUCACUGUUUUUCACCGUCUUCAUGAGAACUGUUCAAAAGAUGGGGCUGAGGGCCGGUGGUCUGCAAUUCUCGUACCAGCACAGAUUGGUGUGAAUGUUUCCUACAGGACGAAACAAUCUGUCUGCAUUCUCAUUUAUACAGGAACAAUUUGUAUUUUAAUUUGCAUUUUUAUUAUUAUUUUUUGCGCAUGCGCUCUCUGAGGUUGUCGGUUUCUUUUAGGGAAUGGUGUUUCAGCUAGGCUCUCAUCAGUGCCUUAGAUUUAUAGCUAAGGUAUUGUCUGUUUAUAUGCAACAAUGUUAAGAAAGUUAUCAUUUACCUCUGGCUCCCCCUUGUGGAGGGAGUGACGUCACACACCGACUGACUGUUUAUGAUCUCUGCAGCCUUAUUUCACGUAAAACUGUACCAGACUAGUGCAAAAUCUCUCUUUUUCAUAUUCUAGCCAUCAUUAUCCAUUUCUUUAUGUUCUUUAAAUCAUUCACAAUGGUUCUAUAUGUACUUAUUAGCCUUUUAAGAUGAUGUAUAAAGGGUCUGAUGGUUUGAAUGAUGCUUUAGAGAAAGUCUGGACUUGCUUUGUAGGUUUCCGACAAGGAUAUUAGUGAUAUCUGGAUGUCUGCUCGCUGCAUGGCAGUUGACUUGCUGUGUUGCAUCGAUGAGCACAUCCUCCAGCAUCGCAACCUUUAUUUUUUUAUUUCACGUUUUUAUUCUUAAGUUAUCAGAGGUCCUGAAUAUUGUGGCAGCCCAUGUGUGUAGAAAAUGCACAUAAAUUUUUCUGUUUCCCAAGAAAUAGAUUGUAACUGUAUAAGAAAUCACAAUAAUUGCCUUUAGCGAGAGAGCAUCUCUCCUUCUUAUUUUAUUUAUUUUUACUUUUUUAAUCUAUUUGCAGAGUUCCUCAGUUCUUGCUUUCUUUUUAUGUAUUUUUAAUUAUCUAAGUUAAAAGCCACUUAAUAUUUUAAGCUCUGCGAAAUAUAAUCAGAUUAAAACAAGAAAUGCCACGUUA
This is a messenger RNA of Cyprinus carpio (common carp), 2081 nucleotides long. Its product is annotated as MOB kinase activator 2-like. Gene Ontology annotation, molecular function: protein kinase activator activity. The record is from RefSeq and is a predicted model, not a curated record. Gene Ontology annotation, cellular component: nucleus; cytoplasm. Lineage: Eukaryota; Metazoa; Chordata; Actinopteri; Cypriniformes; Cyprinidae. Gene Ontology annotation, biological process: signal transduction; positive regulation of protein phosphorylation.